Molecule: messenger RNA, 1361 nt
Organism: Gekko japonicus
Lineage: Eukaryota; Metazoa; Chordata; Lepidosauria; Squamata; Gekkonidae
Gene: LYAR
Product: Ly1 antibody reactive
Biological process (GO): rRNA processing; negative regulation of transcription by RNA polymerase II
Cellular component (GO): nucleolus
Molecular function (GO): DNA binding
Source: RefSeq, a predicted model, not a curated record
CGUCACUUCCGUCACACAGAAUUUUCUGAAAAAGAAGUCAUUCUAAUACUCUUUGAAGAAAAAGAUUUGUUUGCAAUACCCCAAAAUGGUGGUUUUUACAUGUAACGCUUGUGGGGAAUCUGUGAAGAAGGUACAGGUUGAAAAGCAUGUGACUCUGUGCCGGCAUUGUGAAUACCUUUCUUGUAUGGAUUGUGGCAAAGAUUUCUGGGGUGAGGAUUAUAAAUCUCAUGUGAAGUGUGUAAGCGAAGACCAGAAGUACGGUGGCAAGGGAUAUGAAGCCAAGACUCACAAAGGUGAUGCCAAACAGAAAAAGCAGGAAUGGAUUCAGAAGAUUCAUGAAGCAAUAGAAAAAACAAACAUUAAUCCAAAGGUUCGCGAUAUCUUACAACAAAUGUAUGCCUUUGAUAAUAUUCCAAGGAAAAAGGGGAAGUUUCAGAACUGGAUGAACAACAGUUUGAAAAUACACAACACUGUUCUACAGGACCAGGUGUGGGAUAUCUUUUCAGAAGCUACCAAGAAGGGACCGAGUGAGAAAGAGGAGAAGCCACAAGACGCAGCUGGAAAUCGGUGUGAAAAAAGUGAAGUUCCGCCAAAGCUACCUGAAGAGGAUGUAGCAAAAACAGAGGCACUGGCAAAGAAAAAGAGCAAAAGGGAACGGAAAGAAGAGAGGCAAAAUGUCAAAAAGGAGAAAAAGGAAUUAAGGCUACAGAGUCAACAGGACAGCUCACAACCUUUGAAAGUCAAAAAGUCUAGGAAAGGAAAAUGUGAGGAAGAGGACGAGCAGGCAUCUCAACGCAGUCGUGUGAAGGUGACAAAGAAGAAGCGGCGAGCCAUUGAUGCGGUGGAGCCAGAAGUGAACGGCCGGAGCCUUCCUUCCGAAGAGCCAGGAGGAGGGACCCAGCCCAGGGCCAAGAAAUGCAAGCGCAGCCCCUCAGAAGAAGAGUCUUGCAUUGAAAUAAAAAGAAUGAAUUGUCCAGUAAUUGAAGAAAAUGAGGAUGAACAUCAAGGUAAAUUCAGUUGGAAAGGGACCAUAAAGGCUGUUCUGAGACAAGCACCUGACCAUGAAAUUUCAGUUAAGAAAUUAAGGAAAAAGGUCUUAGCCCAGUAUUAUGCAGUCACAGGAGACCAGCAUAAACCUGAAGUGGAAAUUCUGGCCUUGUUUAAUAAGAAAGUCAACAGUAAUCCUAAAUUUAAAGUUUUAAAGGAAAAAGUUAAGCUUCUAAAAUAGUUCUUAUGUUCAAAUGAUCUAAUUUUGCUCAUUAGAUCCAGUUUUACCAUCAGAUGUGAAAAGUCGUUUCCACUCAUUUUCAUACUUAUGUCAGCAAAACCUCACUAUGUCACACAAAACCACAGUCUGUCAC